Molecule: messenger RNA, 2000 nt
Organism: Cucumis sativus (cucumber)
Lineage: Eukaryota; Viridiplantae; Streptophyta; Magnoliopsida; Cucurbitales; Cucurbitaceae
Product: pentatricopeptide repeat-containing protein At1g05600
Exons: 1
Coding region: 401-1894 (497 amino acids)
Molecular function (GO): protein binding
Source: RefSeq, a predicted model, not a curated record
GCAAAAGUUUAAAUUAUAUGAUAGUUUCGUAAAAAUAAAAAUGAUAUAAAAGCAAGUUGAAAUUGAGUAUUUAGGAGGCGCGCCCGAAUUCCAUUGAAGGGAAUCAGCUGAAGAGUUUCCGUCUCCGGGAAAAGGAGAAGGCCAUAUUCUUAGCCAAAUUCGAUCCAAGAUACCUUUUUUUCAAGCGCUGAAGUUGAUUAUAAGAUAGGACAGAUAAUCCCACCUAGCUGGUAAAUUUCAAAGCUCUCAACUUCCUGUCUGCCCAUUAGGUGUUUGUCAAAAAGUCUUGCCUAAAAUUCGUCAAAUUUCUCUUCAUUUUUUAUGAAGUUCGAUAAGAUUUUGGUCACUUGUUUCAAAUAUAAGUAUGUUAUUGAUUAAACAUACCACCAAUUAAGUAGGUAUGAGUAUUAGGUGGCCAAGGAUUUUAACGCCCACAUGUUUAUCUCAGAUUAUUAGGAAGCAGAAUAAUCCCCAAACAGCUUACCAACUGUUUAAGGAAGCCAAAUGUAGGUACCCAGAUUAUCGGCACAAUGGUCCAGUGUAUGCCACAAUGAUCAAUAUACUCGGAAACUCGGGCAGAGUUUCCGAGAUGAGAGAAGUGAUGGAUCAGAUGAGAGAUGACUCUUGUGAAUGCAAAGAUUCUGUAUUUUCAUUUGCAAUUAAAACGUAUGCUAGUCAUGGAUUAUUGGAAGAUGGUAUAUCUCUUUUUAAAAGUUUUGGGAGAUUUAACUGUACCAAUAGAACACAAACUUUCAAUACUCUUUUAGAAAUCCUGUUGAAGGAAUCUCAGCUUCAUGCUGCUUGUCAGCUUUUUCAGGAGUGUUCUUAUGGUUGGGGAGUGAAAUCCAGGACUCAGUCCUUGAAUUUGUUGAUGCAAUCUCUCUGCCAAAGAGGUCAGUCGGAGCUUGCUUUACAUGUCUUUCAAGAAAUGGAUUACCAAAGUUGCUAUCCAAAUAGACUGAGUUAUUUGAUUGUAAUGAAAGGACUGUGUCAAGAUGGUAGGCUUAACGAGGCCAUCCAUUUGUUGUAUUCCAUGUUUUGGAGAAUUUCCCGAAAGGGUGGUGGCGGGGACAUAGUAAUUUAUAGAACCCUUCUGUUUGCUUUGUGUGAUAAUGGAGAGAUCGAGCAAGCUGUGGAAAUACUUGGCAAGAUCUUGAGGAAAGGACUAAAAGCCCCUAAACGGGCUCAUUACCGAAUCGACUUAGAUCAAUGCAGGAAUAGCAACCUCACCAUUGAGGAAAUCAAGAGUUUAAUCAAUGAAGCUUUAAUCAAAGGCGGAAUUCCCAGUUCAGAUAGCUAUUGUGCCAUGGCUGUUGAUCUAUAUAACGAAAACAAGACUGAUCAGGGAGAUAAAGUGGUUAGCCACAUGAUAGCUAAAGGCUUCAGGCCACCAUCCUUGAUCUAUGAAGCGAAAGCAGCUUCAUUAUGCAAAGAAGGCAAAGUUGACGAUGCAGUCAAAGUAAUUGAAGAGCAAAUAGUGGGAGGCUGUGUUCCAACUAUUGCAUUGUACAACAUCGUUCUGAAGGGUCUUUGUGAUGAUGGAAAAUCAACAGUGGCUAUGGAGUAUUUGAAGAAAAUGGCAAAGCAGGUCGGUCUUGUUGCCAACAAAGAAACUUACAGCACUUUAGUACAUGGACUUUGUCUCGAAAAUCGAUAUAUUGAAGCAUGUAAGGUUUUAGAGGAGAUGGUAAUCAAAUCGUUUUGCCCUUGCUCUAACACAUUCAAUACACUUAUCAAAGGUCUUUGCUCAGUUGGAAAACACUAUGAAGCUGUGAUGUGGUUGGAAGAAAUGAUUAGCCAAGGUCAAUUGCCUCAUGUUUGUGUCUGGAAUUCUUUGGUUUCAUCUUUGUGUUGCGAUGUGGCUGGCAUCGAUAUGUGUUCCAGGGUUUUAUGAUACUGGAGUAUUUACUAUAAAAAUCUCAUUCUGGUUCUUUCAAAAUAUUGAAUGACACUUCAUUUUGUUUUCAUUUUUUGAUAUAUUGAUUAAUGAGUUUAGUUAA